Molecule: messenger RNA, 2077 nt
Organism: Microbotryum saponariae
Lineage: Eukaryota; Fungi; Basidiomycota; Microbotryomycetes; Microbotryales; Microbotryaceae
Source: the annotation of a GenBank genome assembly
AUGGCCCGCGAUGUCACAGACACAUUCAAGCCCGGGGCCAGCUCCCCCUCGGGCAAAUCACCGUCAACUUCAACGUCCAAGUCGGCCCUCGCCGCGGUGGAUCCGGAUCCGGAUCUGGAUCUCGAUCCCGCUCCCGAUCUGGUGCAAGAGCUGGACCAUUUUCGACGCGAGUGGCUGCAUGAAUCCCAGCUCAAGCUGGAACAACAGCAGCAGCACGCUGAACACGAUGACCAUAGCCAGCCGUCCCAGGGGAAGGCUAACCCAUCUCCUGCCAGUGGGCUGAAGGUUGGUUCAGCAUCGUCCCAAGUGUCCCAAGUGUCGUCAUCGGCAGUCGACCACGACCACGGCGCGCAAGCACGAUCACCCUCGCUACAACGCUCACCUCCGGGACGGCCCCACGUCACCCUCGCACCUUCCACGUCGGCGACGAGUCUCACCCAACGUAUGCACCACUUGGAGCUGCACGACCUCUCCGCCACCGACGGCGACCUCAAGGCCCACUUGCCCAAGCCAAAACCCAAGCCAGCGACCGCGAUAGAGCUGUACGAUGCAGCCGUCGUGAGUGAACGGGAAGGAAGGUUGAACGAUGGUGAGAGCGAUGCAGUUCCCGACACACUGUGGCUGUUGGUGUCCUGACAGACCUCGUCUACUGCGUUCGCGUAUCGCAGCGUUGGUCAAUUAUCGAGCUGCGUUCAAAAUCGACGCCGAGAUCGACCGCACGUACCAUCGGCUCACCUCACGCGCAUCCCAAGAAUCACGAUCAUCUACAUCAACGAGCAACGUAGGUCCCCACAGCCCCGCCGACUUCAAGUUCGAGCGUACCAUCCAACUUGCCCCGGACUAUUCUGCCGAUCGAGAAUUCCGCACCGCUCAGACUGGCGCCUCGCACCCCCACGACCUCCAUCCGUCCUCGACGGCCUUUCUGUACGACUCGCUCGCUCGAUCCUUUGCAGAGAACGCCUACGAUCCCUCCAAGGCCGAGCACGUACACGCCAAGGCCACGGAAAGCGAGAUCGACGUCGCCCUCGAGCGCAUCGCCUUCCAUCCCGAUGACCCUGAGGCCCCAUCUCCGCUCGGCUCCCUACCCCGCGAAGUCUUGCUGCUCGUCCUACACCACCUCGUACUUUCGUCGGUCAUCCCUCCGGCACAACAUACACCCGUCAACAGCGAGGACCCAGCCAAAUUAGCGGCACGCAAAAAAGGACCUCGCAAGUUGACCCUGGCGGAGCACACCCGCAACCUCGAAGUCGCCUUUGACGUCCCCUAUACCCAUCUGCACCGACCCUGGAGGACCGACGUCGAAGCCUUGGAACGGUUCGCGCGCACCUGUCGCCUAGCGCGCAUCUUGACCCUGGAUGCGGGUCUAUGGCGCGACCUAUGUCGUCGCGUCUACGUUGCCCCUUACCAAACGCGGGAGGAGGCGAAUCAGAUCGUCGCGCAGCACGGCACGGACUGGCGCAGGUGUUUCAUCGAGCAUCCUUGCAUCCGCUUCGACGGCGCCUUCAUCAGCGUCGUCACCUACCUCCGACGAGGUGAGAACUCGUCCUGGUACUCGCCGACCCAUCUCAUCACCUUUUAUCGCUACCUGAGGUUCUACCCUAAUGGGCUCGUCGUGUCGUUGUUGACCGUCGAUCCGCCGGCGGCCGUCGUCCGGAUCCUCAACCCUGCGCUCCGCGUCAAGGGCUUAACGUUCGGGCGAUGGGAGUUGAGGGGCGAUCACGUCGACCUGUGGGAGUUGAUCGACCCCAGCGUCGAGGAAACGAGUCGCAAGUACUCCUUCAGGAUGGAGCUCAAGCUCCGAAGCACCAACCGAGGCUGGAUGUAGGUCAUGCCCUCCGAAGAAUCGCGAGACGGUCCAGUUCUGAUCUGCAUGUCUUUUGAGUACACAGGAACAAGUUGGACAUGAUUUCGCUGGCCACUGAACGUCGACUAUCGGGGGAAGUCGAGCCCGUCCCGAUCAAACCGACCAAACCCUACUACGUACGUCUGCCAGACCUUUGCGUCCCAAUGUGCUGCGCUCGGUGCUGAUUAGUUCCCGAGUCUCUGUUGACCCCCUUGUAGUUCUCCAAAGUUGUGA